AUGUCUUAUACCAUCCAGUUCACUAUGCGCACCGUCAUCGUCAUCAAGAGCCGGGCCUUCGGCGUCAACAACGCCGACUUGCACAUACACAGGGGCGACUGGGCCAAGGGCAUGCCCAUGAUGGGCAUUGAUGCAGAAUCUGAAACGCUGCCAAUGGAUAGCGCCCGCCGAUCCGUGGUGCGACGCGCGCGCAUGGGAAGACAGUGCUACAGCUCGCUAUCUAGAAGGAAGAUGGGGAUGCGAGAAGUGCCGCAAGAGAGUCCAGAUGCAGCGGAGGGUGACCAGGAGAAAGCGGGACAAGGUACUGGAGCUAGUCAAAGACAGCACGGUCGUCAGUUAGUUGAAGAUGGUCAAGAGGGGAAGCCGAUGCCAAACAGUGUAAAAUUCAGCUUCGUCAGCGACUUUAUACUCGGCGAGGAGGACUUCCCAGUCGGCAAUAUCCUGGGUGACAUCCUUAGAAAGAUUAUUGAGUGCAAGUUCGAGGCGCUGGCCAAGUCUGCGAGGGAUGAGAAUGCGAAUGCGCACAAGGCUAUGGAGGCAUACCAAUACAAUGGCGGAAAGAUGGCAGCGCUAAUAGACUAA
This is a messenger RNA of Coniophora puteana RWD-64-598 SS2, 582 nucleotides long. RefSeq lists its product as uncharacterized. NCBI's taxonomy places the organism in Eukaryota, Fungi, Basidiomycota, Agaricomycetes, Boletales, Coniophoraceae. The record is from RefSeq and is a predicted model, not a curated record. The transcript is spliced from 3 exons. Bases 1 to 582 code for a protein of 193 amino acids.